Molecule: messenger RNA, 989 nt
Organism: Caenorhabditis auriculariae
Lineage: Eukaryota; Metazoa; Nematoda; Chromadorea; Rhabditida; Rhabditidae
Source: the annotation of a GenBank genome assembly
AUGCUCCGAGGCUCCCGGGACACUCUGAAGAUCUACCAGAGGAUUCUGAUCAUCCAGCUCCUUUUGCUCAAUCUUCUAACAGUUGUAGUAUCAACUUCAACUCUUUAUCAGCUGCUUCCAUACUCGGUCUAUCUAACUCGUCUCCCAGAAGCCUGGAUCCCGUUCCAAAUCAUGGCCAUCAUCAAUUUGAUCGCUUUUUUCGCCGCCUUCUUCGCCUACAGCUUUCUGCAGAACUUCAUUGCGACGGCUCUUUAUCGGUUACCAUGGACAGAAGAUUGGAAAGGAACUUUGUCGUUUACGAAGAAGUUUUUGAUAAUAUUCUGGAGUACGCCGAUGUUUUCGGCCUAUGCGAUGGUUGUAUGUGGAGUCGAGUUCGAUAUGAGUAGAACCAAGCAAGAAGCUCUGGAGUUUGAUCCCAGGUGAGUUUUUUUUGAAGCUUAAAGUCAUAUGAGGCUAGAAAAGUUUCCCAUUUUCUCUCAAAAGUUGAAAAAAGAGAUGCCUGCUCAAAUUUCAAGUGAUUUCUUUCAUAUGAUAUUCUGCUAUCCUAGCCUGGAGUGGUCACUUAAGAGGUAAGGUUUUUCAAAAAUCUGGAGUGGAGUGGUCACUUAAGAGAGAAGGUUUUUUUCAAAAAUCGUAUGAGAGGUCACCAAAAAAAUAAAUAUUUUUUUCAAAAAUUCUAGAAAUUCUGGUCCUAAAUUUGUGAGUGAAACUCUACCUAUUUUUGAAAAAAAUCGUGUUAUCGAAAUUAUACAAAAAGACAGCCUCGAGAUUAAUUUUUUUAUCAAAAAAAUAUCUACUUCGAAUAAAAAAAUUUUUUUCAUUUCAAAAAUUCGUUUAUUUUUUUCGAUUUUUCCAGACUCCAAGAACUCUUCAACGACUGGAGUUUCUUCGUACCUCUACCAACAGUUGGAGUGGUCGCCAUUUUGAUAAUUUAUACGGCCACGGCUUUUUUAACGAUCCUUCCAAUCACUGCCGCUUUAGUUUUGUGA